Molecule: messenger RNA, 2862 nt
Organism: Thrips palmi
Lineage: Eukaryota; Metazoa; Arthropoda; Insecta; Thysanoptera; Thripidae
Product: nose resistant to fluoxetine protein 6-like
Exons: 17
Coding region: 397-2649 (750 amino acids)
Source: RefSeq, a predicted model, not a curated record
CGUGUGUCUGUGGCUCAACGCCUGGGCGCCGCGUCCAGUGCCACCAGUGCCACCGCGGCCCCCGCGGCCUCCACUUCUGGUCGACGUGUGUCUACGGCUCAACGCCUGGGCGCCUCCCUCUCCAAGCAGGCCAAGAAGGCCGCUGAGGUCAGGGCCGCCCCCUUCAAGGGGUCAUCCAACAAGAGGCCCCCGGGGGCCCCCACCAGACCUCCCUCUGAGCCCGCACACCGCCCCGUCAAGGAGAGGCUGGGGGCCGCGCCAGGCUGCUUCAAUGCUCUGUGCAGCACGUGGCUACUAGGCUCUGGAGCGAUUCCAAGUGACUACUCUGUGGGUCGUGGUGCGAACCGGUUCGUGUUCGUAGUCACCGUCACGAGCUCAGCCAGAGACGUUGCCACGAUGGGUCAUCGCGCUGUGUUCAUACUCGCGUUCGAGCUGCUCGUCGCAGCGGCCGCACAGGUGCACGGAGGUGCGCCGGCCGCAGGGCAGCUCGCUCCCAGCCGUCUGGUCCCUUGGCCAUCGUGGAUCGGGACCUGGCUUGCCGACGCGGCGGACGAGGCGGACAUCCACCCCGAGGAUCGACAGUGCGCUGCGGAUAGCCGCCUGGUCAUGGAACAUUUUCACAACCACUCGGCUUGGGCCGCGAGAAUGCUGGACGCCAGCAGCGCGGGCCCUUCGCCGGGCCUGCUGCGCGGCGUGACGGACAGCCUGGGCGACUUCGACGAGUGCCUGGGCUUGGCCUGGCCGCACGCCACCGCUGCACCCGUGGAGCCGCAGUACUGCCUGGUGACGCUGCGCACCGACCCCUUCCGCCCCUCCACCGCCUCGGGGACCGCAGCCUGGGGCACCGUGAAUCACGUGGGCCCCUACGCCAACGUCCACGCCAUGAUGAAGGGCCACGGGCAGCACCGUGCCGUGGUCCCGCUGGGCAGGCUGCGCUUCGGCGUGUGCCUGCCGGCGUCCUGCUCCGCCGAGGCCGUGAACCGUGCGGCGCGGCGCCAUCCCCAGUCGGACGGGGACGUGCGCUGGGCCGCGGCGGUGGAGCACCCUAAGUUCUGCACCCGCCGCCACCACGUCACGGACGGCAGCAGCACCAGGAUGGUCCUCGCGGGUGUAACAGUGCUCAUUGCUUUGUUGGUCCUCGCUGGCAGCAUCAUUGAUCUAAAUGUUGUAGCUGGCCUGAAGAAAGUCCAAGGGCUGCAAGGUCUGUCUGCUUUUGCUAUGCGCCGCCAAUGGGCUGAUCUGACGCAGCCCGCCGAAAGAGACUCGAUCCCUGGAUUGUCGGGGCUCAAGACAUACAUGUGCGUGGGCGUCGUCGUCUUCCAUCACUUCCUGGUGCAAGAGGGCCUCUCCGUGGGGGCCAACUCGUUCGCCGCACCGGCGGACGGAAGUCCUCCUCUUCUGGUCACGUGGAUUCAGGACAGCAUUCACAACGGGAUGGUGCACUUCUUUUUCUUCUCCGGCUACCUGAUGGUGCGCGCAGGGCACGAUGCACGCCUUCUUGCACCACUCCGACGAGCGAUUAGGUUUCUGCCUCUGCUGGCGGCCAUGACGCUGGUGCAGGCUGUGGUCUUGCCCGCGUGGAGCAGCGGCCCGGCGUGGCGGUGGCGUAUGGACUUCGAACGGGAUGACUGCCGGGCGGCGUGGUGGCGCACCCUCCUGUAUAUCAACAACUUCGGGCCGAGGGGGCCGCCCACGUGUGUACUCCAGCUGUGGUCUAUGGCAGUGGACUUGCAGUGUUUCACCGCGUGCCAGUUGAGCAUGUGGCUAUGGUCGCGGUGGAAGGGAUUGGGACGGUCUCCGAAGCCGAUUCAGGGAGGUGCUGAUAAGUCAACAUCGUCGCCCCAAGGCAGCCAAGAUGUCAAAGGCCGGUCCACAGGAGCAUGGUCGAGCGGGGAGCUGCUCGGCGCUUCUCUGGCUGUGGCUCUAACAUUAGUCGUGCGUGUAGGCAUGGGAGUCUACUACAAGUGGCCUCUGGUGCUUCCCAUGAAUCAUGUCUCAGCGGCACAUUUGGAGAACGCCCCGGAACUGUUCGGACCCCACACGCCCAUGAGCAAUUAUCUUUUGUCUUACGUUCUCGGUGGUGUCACCGCAAUUCUCGUGAAACCACUCUAUCAAGACUCAAACUCAACGAAAAUAAGCAAGACCGUGGGCAACGUAGGCUUCGCCCUCCUGUGGGUGCUCAUGAUCUGGCGGGGCGUUGUUUCCUACGAGGCCUGGCGCGAUGCAGUCAAUCUUGGACCGGUGCAGGACUCUCUAGCCUCUACGCUGCGACAGGUGCUGACUUGUCUCAUUGCGGCCGCCCAAGUUAUCUUGCUCGAGCCACGGUUCACUAGACUGAAUGUUUGGCAGUGGGUUUUAGGUCAGAGACUGCUGGUGGUGCUUCAUCGCCUCACUCCGCUCGUGUACCUCGUGCACAUGCUGCCCAUAAUGACCACUGCUUUGACUGCGAGAGGCCCCGUGCAGCAAGACACUUCAUCUUUGAUUUCUGGUGCAGCCACCAUAGUGGUGCAGUCCUUCAUCUUGGCCGUGGUGGCCCAGCUGGCUUUGCUGGGUCCGCUCACCAGUCUUCUUCACUCCUGGGCACGUCCGCGAAGCACUGAUAAUCUCAGCGCCAACUGCGGAAAAAACGGCGAGAAGCGCUCUGAUUAGACAUAGAACGCCUAUGUUCGUCUUUCCAAUGUCACUGUUCUCAUAAUGACUUUUAUGUUCAUUUAACCCUUGGCUACACUGUUAAAAAAAAUGUUGUAAAUUAACAACACUUGCGCUGUUAAGUUUGAUAGACACACGUCUUGUUUUAUUACAUGCAUGUUGUAGCCCUCGGUGCUGUUUUCUGAUAAUUCGAUUGUAAUAAAACAAUUCUUC